GUCUCCACACUGUCCAUGAUCACCCUGGGCCCUUUGUAAAUUGCCCCUCCAACUGCAGAUCUCCUCUCCAUCUCCCUGCAGCUUAUAUGCAUCAUCUAUCCCUGAUCUCUUCCUUCUUUCCCCCCAGCGCUUGCUACCUCUCUAGCUAGCUAGAUCUCUCUCCUCUACAUGUCUACCAUCUACAUGAGCCAACUGUCUACUCUCCCUCUAAUGGAGCGAGAGCAGGAUCAGGGGCUCUUUCCGGCCUUCCAUGUCACGAAGGACCCACCUAUCUUAUUCCCGUUCAUGAUCAACAACCCUGUGGAUCAGCUCCAAGGGCAAAGUAGCUAUGGAGAUCAACGCUUGAGGCAUCAAGUUUUGGCUGAAUCUACUCAUCAACAGUUCACUGAUCGCAUGAUGAUGAUGAGCGGAGGAUCAGACGUCUUCCCUAGGCCAUCACCGUUCCGGCCGACUAUUCAAAGCAUCGAUGGUGACAUGAUCCAGCGGUCCGCGUAUGAUCCAUACGAUAUCGAGAACAAGCGUGCCGUCGAUGGAUCGAUCAGUGGCUGGGCAGCGGCGGCGGCACCGCCGGCGAAGAUGAAGAUCAUGAGGAAGGCGAUGGCGAGUGAGUAUCCCGAGGGCGGGGCAGCGAGAAAGCCAAGGAGAAGAGCCCAAGCACACCAGGAUGAGAGCCAGCAGCUGCAGCAGCAGGCUGCUAUGGGUGUCGUUAGGGUGUGCUCCGACUGCAACACCACCAAGACCCCCUUGUGGAGGAGUGGUCCUUGUGGCCCCAAGUCUCUUUGCAACGCAUGCGGCAUAAGGCAAAGGAAGGCGCGUCGGGCGAUGGCGGCCGCCGCCGGUGCCAGCAACGGAGGCGCUCCACAGGUGGCCAGUGUCGCCGCACAGGCAAAGCCGGCGGCCAAGAAGGAGAAGAGGGCGGACGUCGACCAGUCGCUGCCGUUCAAGAAACGGUGCAAGAUGGUUGCCGUGGAUCACGCUGUCACGGCGGCCAAGGAGACGCCGACAGUCGCUGCUCCGUCCAACCGGGAUCAGGAUCUGGAUCACGUCUCCAGUGACAAGGUUGUGAGUCUGCAGAGCAAGGUCGUCGCCACUCCUGAUCCGCCGGCGAUGUCGUUCCACGCCUUCCCCGCCGACGAGAUCACCGACGCCGCCAUGCUGCUCAUGACACUGUCCUGUGGGCUCGUCCGCAGCUAGCUAGCGAGCUAUAUACAGCUUCUACUAGCAGCUGAGAGCGAGAUCACUGGUAGACACUGAUGAGUUCGACACGUUUUGCAACUAAGUACCCUACCCCGGCCCUAUCAUAUUGCUUGUGUUUCCUUGUUUGAUCAAGUGUUGAGGAAGAGCAAGUAAGAUCACCAGGAGAGAGAGAGUGAUCACAUGCAUGGCCAAGGAAAAAUAAUAAUAGCGAAAAACUCUGGUUAGACUACCAGGAUUUGCUAUAAGAGUGAGUUUUUUUAAUUUGUUUUACCUUUUUUUUCCCAGCUGUGGCUAAUUAUUCAAGCCACUAUAUAUAUAUGCUAUGCAACUUUGUUCAUUUGUAUUAGUUAUGUUUUGGAUCAUCGGAGCUAAUAAUAUAUAUGGACAAAUGAUCGAGGAUAAACACUGGAGAUUAAACCUACAAAAA
Panicum virgatum (switchgrass) is the source of this 1624-nucleotide messenger RNA. RefSeq names its product protein CYTOKININ-RESPONSIVE GATA TRANSCRIPTION FACTOR 1-like. Gene Ontology annotation, biological process: regulation of DNA-templated transcription. The coding region runs from base 169 to 1194 and encodes 341 amino acids. Gene Ontology annotation, molecular function: sequence-specific DNA binding; zinc ion binding. NCBI's taxonomy places the organism in Eukaryota, Viridiplantae, Streptophyta, Magnoliopsida, Poales, Poaceae. The record is from RefSeq and is a predicted model, not a curated record. The transcript is spliced from 3 exons.